Molecule: messenger RNA, 3911 nt
Organism: Esox lucius (northern pike)
Lineage: Eukaryota; Metazoa; Chordata; Actinopteri; Esociformes; Esocidae
Gene: phf1
Product: PHD finger protein 1
Exons: 15
Coding region: 440-2023 (527 amino acids)
Biological process (GO): regulation of DNA-templated transcription; chromatin organization
Cellular component (GO): nucleus
Molecular function (GO): DNA binding; chromatin binding
Source: RefSeq, a predicted model, not a curated record
GCCGCUCCUCCGGUCGCCCUAUCUCCCUCCCACUCUAUCUCUCUGUGUUUUAUGUCUGCGUCACAACAAGUCGGUCGAGAGAGAGGCAGGGAUGAUGGCGUCUCUCGCGGGUUGAUUCUCAUGCUGCUCUGACAAACACGCUUAAUAGCAUCAAUAGGUGGAGAAAAGAGAGCAAACAGAAACAUGACGAAACGUCGUCGCGGAGGACAGACAGACAGGGAGAGAGACGAACGGACCGACUCUAUCUUACUGACGGCUUGACUGACAUACGCGCUUGGCAUAGACACAUACAUGCACAUCCACUUUGGCACACACGUAGGCUUCACAUCCAACCGGGCAGUAAAUGAGACAAGAGGAAAACAGAAGAGAUAAAACAUUUCAUGUCAAGCCCGCACAGGAAUCGCUGUGACCCCAACGGAGAGGAGUUUGACUUGACAGGAUGGGGGGAGUAAGUGAAGGGGAUGAUGUGUUAGCUCGAUGGAGUGAUGGACUACUGUACCUCGGCAAUGUGAAAAGAGUAGAUGGAGUCAAGCAGUGUUGUCUGGUGAGAUUUGAGGACAACUCAGAGUUCUGGGUCCUAAGAAAAGACAUACACUCUUUCUCGGUUGGAGUGGAAGACGUUUGCUGUAUCUGUGAUGCUCCACCUCUUAAAGAACCUCUCAUCAAUUGUCUAAAAUGUCGUCAUGGCUAUCAUCCUGAGUGCCACACUCCAUCCAUCGAGCCGGAAGCGGACAGCAAUUCUUGGAUAUGUCGACAAUGUGUUUUUGCGGUGGCAACCAAGAGAGGUGGAGCCAUCAAAAGAGGACGGUUUGCCCGGCUCAUGCAAAUCAUGAAACUGCGGCUGCCCUAUCAGCUGUCAUCUUUAGACUGGGACACACAGCAUCUGACCAACCAGCAGCAGUGUUACUGCUACUGUGCUGGACCUGGAGAGUGGAACUUAAAAAUGUUGCAGUGUGGAAGUUGUGGUCAGUGGUUUCAUGAAGCUUGCACACAGUGUUUGACCAAACCAUUGCUGUAUGGAGACAGGUUUUAUGAAUUCCAGUGCUCGGUCUGUGCAAGUGGACCUGAAACAAUACAUCGUCUGCCCAUGAGCUGGGUCGAUUUAGCCCAUUUGGUGCUCUACCACCUCUCCCUGUGCUGCAAGAGAAAAUACUUUGAUUUCGACCAUGAAAUAAUGUCAUUUGCCAAUGAGAAUUGGGACUCUUUGCUUCUAGGCUCGCUCUCUGACACACCAAGGCAAGAUCGCUGUCACAACCUGCUCAAUGCUUUGAACUCGAACAAGGACAGGUUUGUCUCUGGUAAAGAGAUCAAGAAGAAGAAGUGUCUUUUUGGGCUCCAGGUCCGAGCUCCGCCUCCCCUGACCUCUGAGUCAUCCCCCCUCAUCACUGACCCGCCUAUAAACAUCACCCAUCGGAAAAGGUCAGACCCGUUGUCAAUGCCCUGCCAAAGGAGAGCGGUGGGGCCAGAGUCACGUAAAUCAAAGCGCCGCAUCAUGGAGACACAGCCUUGUCCGCCCCCAGUUCCAGUCACUCCAAUAGACCUGGUACCAUGUUGCCAUGGCUACGUAGGCGGGACUAACCUCUACAACACCAGGAAGUCGGGGGAGGAGCUGAAUCUAGGCUCACCGCCUAAGAGGAUGUUUGCCCUGUAUCAUCCCACCUAUAACGGGGCCCCAGCAAUCUCCAGAACCCUGCAUCACUACAGUGCGGAGGACCCUUGUCGGGUGCCGCCCCCAUGCCUCCCCUACUCCCUGUCAUCCGCCCACCACCACCACCAUCACCACAACAACAACAACCAAAACCUUCACCAGCACCAGCCUGGUCAGAAGCUGGAUCCCUGCCCCUCCCUCCUCCUGCGCGACGUCCCUCCUUAUCCGGGCGGCGUGGGGGGAGGGGGCGGGGGGGACGGAUCGGCUGCCAGGGGCUGGGGUGGCGGAGAUGGGGUGAGAAUUCUGGCGAGACGAGUUACACCAGACGGGAAGGUCCAGUACCUUGUGGAGUGGGGAAACGUGAGCGUGUACUGAGCGAGGGAGAGGAGGAGGGAGGGAGACAGGGAGAGAUGAAGGGCAUGGGAAGUGAGGGAGAGAGGGUAGAUCUAACCAGCGGAGUGCUUGGCAGCAGGAAGGAGGUGGAGAGGCAGAGCUGUUGAGGGAGAGAGAGAGAUACAAUGAAUGUUGUGCAGGUGAAAUGUCACCAAUGAAAAACCCCACAAAGGCAAAUCCAGAUUGCUCUAAAAGAAGUUGAUAAAAUCACUCUACAUGUUACUAUAUCUCCCUCUUUGCUAGUGUUUUUCCUAUAUUUGUACUGUAUACCUUUGGAAUAUGCCUUUGCAUUUAUCAUGUUUACGUUUGAAGAUUGUAUACAGUAUUACUGACAAUGUAUUGAGUUACCUUUUGUCAUACUUGAUUAACACAACAUUCUGUAAUAGAAAUAUAUUAGGAGCCACGCGAUGGCUUUUGUUUUAUAGUUAUAUUUAUAUAUUCACAAUGUAUUAUUAUUAUUAUUAUAGAAUUAUUUGAUUUCAUGAUGUGGUUGCAUAGUGCCUGGAUUGUGUACCUGCAGACUGACCAGUUAACCUGAAUCAAUGGAUCAGGUAAAAGACUUCCAUAAGGGUUUCUUUCUCAUCCACUAAUUACAAGUCUUUCACACAGAACUGCAUUGUAAAAUACAUUCCAAACAAAUGUCAAAACAUCUCUUUAAUACUAGUGAUUGAAACACUUUUGGGGAAUCAGAUAGCCAUGGAAAAUAACUUGUUGAGCCAAAUUUAACAAGACAUUUUCCAUUUGUCAAGGGGUGUUUUGCAUUACGUUAGGGAAGCUUAGACAAAAAAACUCUGUGCCGGUGAAUCUGUUUGUACUGCUAUCCAUUUUCAGGUCAUAGAUGGAGAAGGCAGGUCCUGUCUUCCAGGUCACACCGAGAAUGACAGAUGAAUUGACCUUUGGCCCACUUCUAAACUGACUCCUAGGCCCUAGCCCUGCCCCUUCACACUACUGACCAUCUGAAAGGAUUAUAUUAGAGAUAUGGCAUGUCAUCUGGCCUAUCAAAGGGCAAAAUAGAGCUUUCUCCUAUUAUUUUAUACCUACCAGAUCCUUUGUCUUCUUAGCUAGAAUGAUUAGCCUGAUUUGAUUUGGAAUUGGGCCCGACAGACCACAGUGGUUGUGCAUAUAACUCUAGAAUAUCAUAAUGCAAGAUUCAGAGUUUAUAUUUAUACAGAUCUUUAUUUUUGCCUUCUGUAGGAUAAAACACAGAUAAUAGUAGAGGUGUACGUUUUAUCCCCCAGAAGACAGCUAUUGUUACAGAUGUAGUUACAGUAAAUACAUAGAUAUCAGAAAAGGCAGUUAUACUGUUAUACUCAUGUCGGUACAAAUAAUUUUGAGUUAUUCAAAAAAAAGUAAAAGACAACAAGAUGUUGCUCUGUCCCCCUGGUUGAAUAAUGUGAAAUAUGCCAUCUCUUACUAGUGAAUAGACAACUGCAAAGGGUGUAGUAUGCCUUUAAACAGGUGUGCAGUUCAAAUGCACCUUCCAACUCAGUCCUUCCCGUCCCAGUUUAGGUUUAGAUCAUCCUCAGUGAAUUUGGCUGUAGUUAAAUAGGAAGAGGUCUGUGGAACCAUCAGUUAGAUGGUAUUGAAUGUAUCUGUAUGUUUUCUAUGGUAUGUCUAUAGACCCGUCAAGUGCUUGUUAGGUUAUAGAUGGAAUUAUGGAAACAUACUUAACAGGACUGGGUCAAUCUGGCUUUGAGUUAAUAAACACGACGCUAAAAGUCUGUAUAGUCUUUUUUGAUUUGUAGUCAAGUCCAAGUUUGGUUUGAUGUAUUUUUGGACUUUUGGUCAAAUUACAUUUAUACAUGUAUACCCUACGUUGACACACUUAAUGUAAAAUUGAAAAAAAAUAAAAUGUUCCCUUUCCAUCUUA